Nematolebias whitei (Rio pearlfish) is the source of this 3603-nucleotide messenger RNA. Its product is annotated as protein SSUH2 homolog. Gene Ontology annotation, molecular function: heat shock protein binding. The transcript is spliced from 12 exons. Lineage: Eukaryota; Metazoa; Chordata; Actinopteri; Cyprinodontiformes; Rivulidae. The record is from RefSeq and is a predicted model, not a curated record. The coding region runs from base 107 to 1174 and encodes 355 amino acids.
GCGUUUCGUCAUCGAUUGGCUCGGGCGGUAACGGGGCACAUUUCUCAGGAGAUUAGAGCAGCAGCUUCGAAAGCGGAGAAAAACAACGUUGACUUCGAGUGGCGACAUGAUGAACAGCGCAGCUGUGUAUCCUCCCCUGAACGCCCCAGCAGGCAACAUGUUCGGCAACAUGCCCGGCUAUGAGGGAAUGGGAGCAGGUUACCUGCCUCCCCCCAUGCCUUCAGAGCCUGUCGCUCCACCCCAACCUGGACCCCCACCUGACAACUGGAACAUCCCUGCUCUGUCAGAGGAGGUUGCUCGAGAUGCGUUCAAGAGCUAUGCAUCAUCUCAUUGCUGCUACGGUUCGGAUCCGGCAGAAAAAGGCGUCAUCACAAACAUGGAGCCUUUCAACGCUUUCAGGUACCGUCUGGAGACGUUCAUUGAGUCCAGGUCGACUGAAAUGACCCAAAAACCUUACGAAGGUGAGACAGCCGACUUCUACAGCCAGCCCGCCCCGCGACCCUGGGAGGUGCAGGUCAAGACCCCCAACCUCUUCACUAACCACUCUGAGGAGGUCCGUGUACCCUUCACCGCCUCCAUUAAGGAAUGCGAUGGCUGCCAUGGCAAAGGGAAGAAGCCCUGCCAAAACUGCACUGGAAGUGGAUAUAAAUCCUGCACAGGAUGCGACGGCUCCGGGAAGAAGGACGAUGAAAACUGCAGUAGAUGCAACGCAACAGGAAAAGACAAGUGUUCAAACUGUAAUGGGAAUGGGACAAAGCAGUGUGAAACCUGCAAAGGCAAAAAGCAGCUGUUGGCCUACAUCAAACUCAAAGUGGAGUGGAAAACCAAUGUGGAUAACCAUGUUGUGGAGCAGAACUCUGGGCUAAAGGUUGAUGACCUGGGUUCAGUGAGCGGCAAGGAGCUGUUCAAGAACAGCCAGUACAUGGUCUACCCGCUGUAUGGGUUCCCAAACCCUACCAUUUACGAGGCCUCUGAGCGUCUGAUUAAAGAGCAUCAAUCCAAGUAUGCUCAAACCUUCAGGAUCCUGCAGCAGAGGCAGACUGUGGAGCUGAUCCCCAUUACUAAAGUAAACUACAAGUGGAAAGAAGGCAUGCACGUCUACUUCGUCUACGGAAACGAAAACAAAGUCAGCGCCGAGAACUACCCGGACAGCUGCUGCUGCGUCAUCCUGUAGACCCACAAACCCACGGCUAAAUACAAACUCGUCUCGUUUUAUUUCGCUUUGCAUUCUAAUGUUUCCACAUUAAAUGAUCCACAACCUCAUUGUUUGAAGACAUAGUCGACUAACUAGUGUUUUGGUAAACAAAACAAAUUUUCUGGUGGGUUUUCUGCAUGUUACAGAAGCUGUGGUGCUUCUCCGUGCAUCCUGAUGACAAAGUAAAGACAAUAGCUGGGUUCAGCUGAUUUAUCUGUGGUUUUAUCUUCAAAUAAUACUCAAUAUUAAUUAUUUUAGGCUGGUUAAACAUACUGUAGAGUUUUUUUAUUGCCUUUAUGGCACUUAAUCCAUUUUUAUCACAAUAUUGCAGUUUAUUAAAACCCUGUGCAAGUUUGUUUUGAAUGAAUGAAUGGUUUAAUUGGUCGAACAGUUUCAAACAAAUAACCAAAUCCUAUAUGAACCAAAAGGAAUAAGCAGAAGCCAUAGGCUUAUUAUGCCUCCCCUUUCAAUCUCCAUGGAUUUCCCAGAACACAGAAAUAUACAAAAUCAACAACCACACAUGAACAAAAGAAGAAGAAAAUACCCAUCAGUGUACAUCAGUGUUCAAUAUAUAAUUAUUAGUAACAUAUGGAAAUGUAAUGCUGAUUACUGAAUAAUUAUCAUCAUCACAACUUCUAGUACUAUAAACUAACUCUUCAUUUAUUUGCAUUUUAAUUUAUUUCUAAAACUUAAAAUAGAGAUACUAAAUUUAUUCCACAGCUUUACACGCAGAACUGAAACACAUCUGUAAUUGACUUUAGUUCUUACUUUUCUUACUUCAAAAACAAAAGACCCUCUUAAGAUUAUCAUCACUUUCCCUUAACUUGAAAAAUCUUUUGAAAGUCUUGUUUUUAACCUGAUUGCCCGAGUUCUUAUCGCUCAAAUUUAAAGACGAAGACCUUACGAAUGGAUUUGUAGUAUUAAAAAGGGCAUUAUUUAUUAAUCUACUUACUCAUUUCUGAAGUUUAUAUACUGGGUCUAUGUUAGUUUCAUGUACAUUAUCCCAAACGUCCACACAUGUAUGGCACUAUAAGUGAAAAAUAAAGUAUAAGCAAACAACUUGUACUUAUUUCUCCAGUUUUAUAAGCGAUGCUAACCAAUCAUUCACCUUGAUGUCCUUAGUAUUCUAUAAAUACCUCAUAUAUUGUGUAAAAAGUUGCUGUUUUACCAACAAGCUGGUGCCUUUAUGUGUCUGGUGCAUCAGUAUUCCUAAAAAAUAACCUCACUUUUAGUAUAUCUCAAGCUGGAGCAAACAGAAUAAGUGACUUUAUAAUAAGUAAAAUUGUCAAUAAUAAUGUUAGAGGCAUUGAAGUUUUGCCUGUUUUCCUCAGAUCCCAGUAAAACAGCUCCUCAAAUAUAGAAUAUUGUUUUUUCUUCGCAAACCCUGUUGUCUUGAUAAAAAUAUCUAAAGAUGAUAAAGGAAUAAUUUUGGCUUCUGACUACCUCGUUUCAGCUUACACCUUCCUUACAUUCAGUCAAGUGCGACUAUAAGUCAUUGUCACGUGUUACUGGCAGCUCUCCUCUUAGUGAUGUGGGUUUAAUGUUUGCCAGAAGAACAGACGCACCAUCAAAACCUCAACAAUACAGUUCUGCUUGUUUCUCUUGGUUUUUUUAAUUAUUUUUUUUACAUGUAAAAAGAAACCCGUCUGUUAAAUGUGGAUAUUUUAAGGUCAGAAUUUAAUCGUUUUCUAAUUCGAGGCACAAAAGUCAGUUUGUUUUUAAAGUUAAAGUGAGAACAUUAGAAAUGUUUGGUAAUUUGUGGCUCGGGGAGUGGUCGCAGGAUGUUGGUCAACUCCUCAAAAUGGUUCCACAGAAGAGUUUCUGAGCCACUUCCUAUUUAUAUGUGCUGCGUACUUUCUGUUGCGUUUAUUGCAGAUUAUGCUACUUUUAUUCAAAUAAACGUUAGAAGAAGAAAGAUCUUUUUAAGGCAGUCUGACAUCAUUCAAAGUCAACUUGCCUUCCUUCAGAGAACUGCCUGUUUUAUUACGACUGUCUGUGACUCUUUAUAGGACAAAGCCACUUCAGUUUUGUAUUUUUGUCUAAUAUUAUUUAACCGCUCAUUUGAGUUUUCAUUUUUGUACUUGUAAAAGCUGUUGAAUAUGACAUAAUGCAUGCAUUUACAUGUAGUCUCUGCUCAUUUAAUAUAAAAAUAUCAACCUCAUAAUAAUCUCCCAGUCAGAAUACACAGUAAUCUUUACUCUGUGUGUGCUUUGUACUGCCCGUGCUCUUGAACGCAGUUUAUUUUUAUGCGCUUUAUACGUCAGAUUAAACGUGCCCUUUAAACAUAGAAUGUAUGUUUACCAGCAGCAUUAAUGCCUUAAUAUGGCACUGUGACUAACAAACACAUCUAUCUUGUGCUACUAACUUUUAAAAUUGCAUAUGAAUAAAAAGUAACCUCUCUCGCCUCA